Messenger RNA from Chiloscyllium plagiosum (whitespotted bambooshark), 397 nucleotides. NCBI's taxonomy places the organism in Eukaryota, Metazoa, Chordata, Chondrichthyes, Orectolobiformes, Hemiscylliidae. The record is from RefSeq and is a predicted model, not a curated record.
GCCAUCUGCACCCAGGAGAUUUAAAAGUGAGCCCAUAGCUGCGAUCAGCCUGACCCUCACACUCCCGAGACACCAAUGCAGGAACAGGGUCCCACAUUCAUUGAGAUUGUUUCUGUUUGUUCCUUUCCAACAGUUGCCACAACACCCACUACUACAAUUCCCACAACAGAGGCUCCGACAACUACUGAAGAGACAACAGUUGCCACAACACCCACUACUACAAUUCCCACAACAGAGGCUCCGACAACUACUGAAGAGACAACAGUUGCCACAACACCCACUACUACAAUUCCCACAACAGAGGCUCCGACAACUACUGAAGAGACAACAGUUGCCACAACACCCACUACGACAAUUCCCACAACAGAGGCUCCGACAACUACUGAAGAGACAACAG